Molecule: messenger RNA, 3573 nt
Organism: Coregonus clupeaformis (lake whitefish)
Lineage: Eukaryota; Metazoa; Chordata; Actinopteri; Salmoniformes; Salmonidae
Product: NEDD4-binding protein 2-like
Molecular function (GO): ubiquitin binding
Source: RefSeq, a predicted model, not a curated record
AUGCCAAGGAAAAAGAAAAAUGGUCAUAGCCCGGCAAGAGUGCCCGGGUUGUCAAACGAUAGCAACAGCUACUACCGAAUACCGGGAACUGACGGUGCGCCCCCGUCGAGAAGUGAAUUCAACACGGCGAGUAACUCUCCCUACCGCGGCGGCGGUACUAACAUGCUAGCGUCAACAAACUCAGGAGGCGACACUGCUACCUACCAGGACAAGGACGGGAUAGUGAGGAAGAUGAAGGAGAUGUUUUCACACCUGGACCCCGAAGUUCUUUACAUUGUGCUGGCCGAGUGUGACUUCAAAGUUGAGAAUGCGAUGGAUUCUCUUCUGGAGCUGUCUGUAGCAGCUGAGGGCAUCAGCCCCCUUCCUCCCCUCCUCUCUGGGUUCGAGCUUGCCGCAGCUCUCCUCAGCCCCCAACACAACCCCUCCAAACCAGACCCUCACCCCCCUACAGGGGCGACCGCUGUCCCCCUCUCCCCUCCCCGCCGCCCCUCCUCUCCGGAGCGAAGUGACCGGGACCUGACCACUGACUUGACCGAAGAGUUUGAUGUUCUGAUCGACCGUGAGCUGGAGAAUCUAACCAUACAGCAGGAGGCCGGAGAGAGGGACCACGGUGGUCUUCACUCCUCCUCCUCUCCUCCCUCCGUCCCCCUCCCUUCCCUGUCCUCCCUCCUUCAGCCCCCGCUGCUCCAGGCCAGCCCAAGAGCCUCAGCCUCCAGGAGGGGGCCCCCAGGGGACCAGCCAUGCCCAGACAGGGUGCUCUCAGCUGGGCAGGCUAGCGGAGCUCACUCCCCUGUCUCUGGCCUGAGCCUUAGCUUCUCUGGAGGAGCAGUGGGUGACCAGCGGCAGAGACCACUACUGGACUUCAGCCAUCUGACCUCAGCGCCAACCGAGACGGACAGAACUAAACCCAGCCUGCCUUUGGACCUGGGGGCCGCCGAUCGCCCCUCUGCAUUCCAGGCAUACAGGAAACUGGACCAGUCCACUGUUCCUCCAGAGGGCGGGCGGGCCGUACCACCGGGCGGCAGAGUAGGGGGGGCGAGGACGAAGACAAGCGUCUCAGGAGGAGGAGAGGAAGAGCGACUCAACAACUCGCCGUUCUGGAAUGCUCGGGCGUCGGAGUUCCAACCGCGUAUCCACGGAAACCAGGCAGGGGGGGGGCCGACCUUCAUCGUCCCUGUGGCGCUAAGCCCCUCCCCCUGGCACACCCAAGCCGCGCCCGCCUCCCACUGGUCGGCCCAGGGCCCUGUCAGACGAGCCCCUGUAAAAGCGGGCGCUACCAUCCCCGGGUCCUGGACAGGGGGUGUGUCUGCGGCUGCUGCUCCCAGAGCACCCCUCCUCUCUGGCCAACAUGGUAGACUCCGGCUGGAGGGGCGUGUCCUAGUGCUGCUCGGGGAGCUCCCGGGGUCGGGCAAGUCCACCCUGGCCCGGGCUAUGCUGGAACAGAACCCAUAUGGGGUGGUGCUGAGCACGGAUGAUUAUUUCUGUCGCCAUGGGGACUAUCGCUACGAGCCCUCAGCUUUAGGGAGGCCCACGAACUGGAACCACGCUAGAGCCAAGGAAGCGAUGGUGGCCUCUUCCUCUCCUGUCAUUAUUGACAACACCAACAUGCAGGGCUGGGAGAUGAAACCCUACGUAGCUAUGGCUCUGAGGCAGAACUACAAGGUUUUGUUCCGGGAGCCUUAUACCUGGUGGAGGAACAAACCCAGGGGAACUGGAGAGGUACCAAUACAGUUAUUACAACGUACUAAGCACAGUGUUCCAGCAGAGAAGAUCCGUCGGAUGAUGGAAAAUUAUGAACGUCACGUGACCAUUCACUCCAUCAUGGGGAGCUCCCACCCCAAACUACCGCCCAAGUCCUCAGACAAGGCCCACUGCGACCUGGUAGGAGAGCAGCGAUUGGUCCAGGGCUCUGAGAGGUCCCGCCCCAUGCUCUUCUCCUCUCUUCCUGACGUGUCGUCGGUCGGCCGCUCCGGUAGAGCCAGAACCCCGGGUCACAGCUCUGCCCACGGGUCCACAGAGUCCCUCCCCUCCCUCAGUAAAAUUCAGGAUGAGGGGGAUAUUGUUGGUUUGGGAUCGCUGGUCUCUGGACUGGGGAGGAAGAGGUGGGAGAGUCUGUGUUUACUGCAGAUUGCCAUGAGAGAGCGGGUGAGGGAUGGGGGAGAGAGGGUGAGGCCUGAGUUGUUGGAUUUUGUUGUUGACUGGCCUUCAGAGGAGGUGCUGGGACAAAGAGGAGGAGGAGGAGGGAGGAAGGGGAGGCGCGCUGGGAGGGAGGGAGAGGGAGGUGGUGAGGGGGAGGAGGCAGGUCACAGAGGCAGCCAAUCAGAAGGGCAUCCUGGUAGCGGGCCUCGUGUCACAGAGUUCCAGAAGCUUCUAGAGCUCUUACAGACAGGUGUUGACUCCUCCCCCCUGCCAACCUGCCCCUCCCCCAUCCUCUCCCCGAGCUCAGACCAUUCACUUGGAGAGCGGGGUGAGGCAGGGGGGAGGAGAGGGGAGGCUGAGAGCCUCAUAUCCAGUAGAGAUGGGAGAGACCAAGUCCUGAGUAGGGAGGAAUUACCUGACUGUGUGUUGGUUGACUCAAGCCUGCGGAGGGAACCAACCCAGGUGGUUGAAUCCAACUCUGUGGAGCAGCGGGAGGGAGAGACCAUUCAGGCCGCCGAGGAGGGGGGGACUCUGGGUUUAAUUGAGGAAGACUUGGUGGAGGUAGAGGGAAGCCAUCUUGGUAAGGUCAGUGAGUGUACUGAUAGUGACAGCCAUAUUGCUGAGGGCAGUGUGGAAGCUGGUGAAGGCAGCCAUGUUGGUGAGGUCAGUCAGAGUACUGAUAGUGACAGCCAUAUUGCUGAGGGCAGUGUGGAAGCUGGUGAAGGCAGCCAUGUUGGUGAGGUCAGUCAGAGUACUGAUAGUGACAGCCAUAUUGGUGAGGGCAGUGUGGGAGCUGGUGAAGGCAGCCAUGUUGGUGAGGUCAGUCAGUGUACUGAUGCUAGUGAGACCAGGGUGGAAGGUAAAGUCGGCCAUCUUGGUGAGGUCAGUCAGGAUCGGAGGCGGCAGAGUCGCAGGGCGGGGAAGCAGUGCAAGCUGGCUCUCACCUUCACACACAACAUCCCUCCCUCCCCCAAACCACAGAUAGACCUUGAUCCUAACCUCAACCCUGACCCCCAGCCCCACCGCCCCUCCCCUCCUCCCUUAUUGGCGGACACAGAUCGCUCCUCCCAGACCGACCCGCAAGACUUCGCCUUCCUCUGGCGUCUCGACCAUAAUCGUCACGACAACCCAACCGAUGCCAAACCCGUCGCCGCGGGAGACCACUUACCCCACAACAACGCCCCCACCGUUCUCCACGGCAACCCUUCCCGUUUCCUCCCAGAGGUAUCGGCGGCGGUCUCUGCGGGCGUUGCAGUUCACCCCUCCGGCCAGCGUGUGGUGCCGUACCGUGUGAGGCACGACAAGGGGAGCCAGGUGGAGGAGAGGGAACUGGAGGGGGGACGGACCAGACAGCAGAACCUCAUCAUUCUCAGACGCCAUUUUAAACUGGUCAACAGAGACACCCUGGAAGACCUCUAUGACAAGUGUCAGCAG